AAAGCUUUAAAAUCUUCCGAAGUAGACACUGCGAAUGAAGUGAAGAUGCUUCCAAGAAACGGAUACCCGCCUGGCUACGAGGAGUUCGAGGAGGGCCUGAAUGAUCCCUUAGCGAACGUCGAACAAUUCAACAUCAUCCAAUUUCUUCAAAACGACGUAGACUUCAAUCUUCCAAUAGAAGCAUUUGAACAAGGAAAUAUGGAUCAAAAUAUUCGAAUUGAUCCUAUUUUACAACGCCAGCAAAUGGCAAACCAACCUAUGCUGAUGCCUCAGCACAUGCUUCAACAACUUCAUCAACAACAAAUCUAUGAGCAACAACUUGCAUCAAUGCCGAUGACACCAGCCAUCACAGAUUUGACUCGUCAUGGAUCAUCGUCCUCCCCGUCAACCACCAACUCUGAUCCACCAUACUCACCAGAAGGUCUUAACAAUUUCGGACUAGGAACACAACGUCCAAACCACGGAGUGAUUCCAAACGAUAUCUCAAAUGUGCCACAACACAUCAAUCGUCAAUUCAAUCCCAGAAUGGGACCGAACACAUCACCAAAUCCACCUUCAUUCCCACAAUUUCUCAACAGUAACCAUCCAACGCCAGGAAGUUAUGUUCAGUCAAUUUCCCCAGACAGUAACGGUCAAGGAUUCGCACAGAGCAAUUUGUACAAUGCAUUGAACGUUUCUAGUGAUGAAAGUAUUAAUGGCUCCGAUGACAUCCCAAAUCGCAAACGCCCCCGUAUGGACCAGAAUAUGGAUCCCAGCUUCAUCAUGCAUGCUCCAGUUUCUGGAAAACUCGGGGCGGAAGUCACAGAAGAAGGCGGACAGCCAAACAUCCGUUUCUUUAAGUAUCAAGAGGAACAAUGGUGCCCAAUGUAUGAUGCAAAUGGAGAAGAGUUGGGUCGUCUCCAAGUGCACGUUCUGGCAGACAAAGGAUUCAAUUAUUCCACAAAUGAUAACUGCUUUGUUAAUCAAAAGAAAAACCACUUCCAGGUCACUGUCAAAAUUGAGGCGAUUGAUCCAUCACCACCACAGUGCUUCAAAAUUAACGGAGUAUGCAAACCAAUUGAGAAUUUCCAACUUUCAUUCGUGGGCGCGAAGUCGGAGUCUCAAAACUCAGAAAUCCCCAUCCGCCAGUCUACGACUGAGCGCAAACCUAUAUUGCAUACACCAGUUCUUUUCAAAAUUGUCGAACGCCGAAUGACCAUUGUGACAGUUCCAAGACUUCACUUCUCGGAAACUACACUGAACAAUCAGAGAAAGAACUUGCGUCCAAACCCGGACCAGAAGUACUUCAAUCUUGUUGUCCGUCUAUACGCAACUGCCACUGAUGGAACAACUGUAUUGAUGCAGGCAUUCGCCUCGGAGCGUGUUAUUGUUCGGGCAACCAAUCCCGGAUCAUUUGAACCUCCAGAAAUGGUAGACGCGAGUUGGAACAAGAAUGGAGGAAUCUUGAGCACAAAUGGACCUGUUGUCAUUGGAAAAUCAGAGCCAAGAGCACAACUAACCGUCGAUGGAGAUAUUUACUCAAGCGGCCGUGUUAUGUAUCCAUCUGAUAUUCGUCUUAAGGACAACAUCACUGAAAAGGGAGCCAAGGAUGCUCUGGAAAAUUUGCAAAAGCUGCGUAUUGUUGAUUACUUCUACAAACCGGAGGUUGCAAGUAAAUGGGGAUUAACCGAAGAUCAGAGGAAACGAACGGGAGUUAUUGCUCAAGAGCUGGCGGCGGUGCUUCCAGACGCAGUGAAAGAUCUGGGAGAUUACCUCACUGUCAACGAGUCUCGUGUCUUCUAUGAGACAGUUUUGGCAACUCAGGAACUGUGCCGUCUGACUGGAGAUCUUGAUCAGAAAAUUGAUGACAAAGUUGCUGAGAUUAGUCAGCGACUCACUCAGUAUGCACAGAAAAAGAAAAUGCUCAACUCAAUGGCAUCUGGACUAAAUUCUGAAGGAAGAUCUCUGAAUGCUUCUAGAACAUCACUUGAUUCAUCCGCUUCUGCUUUAACUCUUACAAACACCAAAAAGAACCGCCGUUCAUCCAGAAAAGACAAAAAAGAUGCACCAAAAUCUAAAAUGACUCAUGGAACCGUUAUCGGAUUAGUUGGAGUAAUGGCAUUCUGUCUUCUUGCUAUGUCUGCGCUUUACAUUCUUGACUGGCACAAUCGUAACUUCGGAUAUCAUCAUUUCACACCAUCUGCUACCACAUCGGGACCAAAGGAAGGUCCAGGAAACGUCGUUAUUCCAUUGGAUCACUAUGUACCCCUGAGACAACCGGAUGCACCGCCACUAGUUCCUUUUUGUCCAAUGGAAACGUGUCGUGGAUAUUGCUGCAUGGAAUAUGACAAAGACCACGCUGAGCUGGAAAUUACUGAAUAUGAUCCAAAUACCGCAACUGACAACGACUUUGGGUUCAAAGCAGAUACUCGUUCCGAUUUCACACUUAAAGGGUUUGGUAACAACGUGAAAAUUUCACUACCUGAAUUAGGAAUGCAAAUUGAUGAGCGUUACUGCAUCGAAAAAAGCUGUGUCAAGAAGAGGAAGGUGUACAGUCUCUUUAUUCCAAUGACUCGAUACCUGCCAAAUGUUCCACUGGAGGUUCAGAUUGAUGUCCCAUCUUCCAAGGUGGUCAACAACUGUGGCUACAUCCAGGAAUUUGACAACAGAAAAUGCGACGAAACAGGAAGCUCGUCCACAGAAACGGAUGCUCCAAGAUCGAUCCAACUGUUUGAUAACACGUUCCAAGUCAGUGCAGGUCAAUGGACUCAAUCAGCUUAUCGCUUCCGUGUGGGUUACUCUACCGAACUCUGCUCGAUCGACGAUACUCAUUUUGGAGGAUUCUACGAGGAAUACAAUCUUAUCUUUUACCGCGCGUGCAAUAGAACAAACUCAACUGCUAUUAAUGUCGUCUAACAUCAGAGAUAAUCACACAAUAGAUACCAAUUUUUCUCUCCCACCAUUCAAAUACAGUGUACUUCCAUAUAUAUCAUAAAACAUUCCGGUUGUAUGAUACGUAGCAAUAACCCUUCGUAGCAGAGUAUCCGCCCUAAUUAAAUCUGAAAAUUGGAAAUCCAUGGAUACCGAUACACCGGUUUGUCAUAUUCCUUUUUUCUUAAUGUACUCAUCACUGAUAGCCAUCAUCCAAAACUAAACACUUUUUACUCCUCUCAUUUUACGUGACGCAUUUUCUCACUGAUCUUUACAUUGUUGCAUGUAAAAAAUGCCCAACUCUCUCUCCCUCCCACUCUCUCUCUCUCUUUCUCUUGUCAUUUUCCAAACAUUUUCUUUAAAGUCUCUCCUUCUGAAAUUUUUGGAUACUAUGUUAUCAUGUUAUUUUGUACUUACCGUACUCAAUGGCCAUUGCCAUCCUCGGCCCAGUGUUUUAUUUUGCGUCGUGCUUGUGUAUUUAUCGCAUUCUUCUCAUUCACUCUCUUCCUCCAAACUUGUAGCAUCUCGCUUUGUUCAUGUAGUUGUUGUACGCGUACGUUGAAAAUAAGUUUAAGAAAAAGUCAAUAAUUUUUAUCCGUUGUCCUCUUAGUUUUCCAUUUGAUGUCAUUACUGUUAUUUAUAAAUACUCAUCAAACUUGUUGUAUGUGAGUAUUGCAUAUGCGCCAACAAACCUCCUCAUCCCUACACGCCCACAACGGAAAACAGUUUGGACUUUUUUGUUUUGAAAAAUCGUAUCUCAUCACACACGCCCUGAUGUUUGUAUUUUAUUUUGAUGAACUGCAACAAUAAUAACUGUGUCGACUCAAUAAAUCGUUUU
Caenorhabditis elegans is the source of this 3748-nucleotide messenger RNA. It is a transcript of the gene myrf-2, whose product is annotated as Myelin regulatory factor homolog 2, N-terminal. The transcript is spliced from 11 exons. Gene Ontology annotation, biological process: protein autoprocessing; regulation of DNA-templated transcription. Gene Ontology annotation, molecular function: DNA-binding transcription factor activity; DNA binding. Bases 199 to 2895 code for a protein of 898 amino acids. Lineage: Eukaryota; Metazoa; Nematoda; Chromadorea; Rhabditida; Rhabditidae. Gene Ontology annotation, cellular component: nucleus; cytoplasm; endoplasmic reticulum membrane. The record is from RefSeq and is marked reviewed.